UAGACAACCAGGCGAGGCAGAUUCGAGACCUAAUGGAGACCAUCAAGGAACAGACAGCCAAAAUUGAUAGCCUUACCGCCCAGAGAAGCUCCAGUAUCAUGUUAACAAAACAAGCACCCACUGAGAUUCAAAGGAACAAUGCUGACUUAUGGAAUAAUGCAACAAAAACAAGAACUGGAGAUACAUACAUUCACUUGCUAUUUAUGGGCUUCAUAUUAUUUAGGAGAAUAGAAUUCAGUGUCAUCCGUUGAUAAUCACAAAAGGA
Acanthoscelides obtectus is the source of this 265-nucleotide messenger RNA. The record is from the annotation of a GenBank genome assembly. NCBI's taxonomy places the organism in Eukaryota, Metazoa, Arthropoda, Insecta, Coleoptera, Chrysomelidae.